GCCGUUCUCUCAGUGUUGUGUUGUGUUGGGCGGCUUCUGUGAUCGACAAGAUAAGUUAUUGAUUUGACGAUAUUAAAUCCCUUUUGUAGUGUCUAGUCAGGUAUUCACAGGACUUCCUAGUACUAUGCGACCUAAAACAACCACAGACACAAGCGGUGGAACACCCCCAAUGAAAAGAGGACCAGGCAGACCUCCUUUGAAGAGGAGAAGGACUUCUUCAGUUGCAAGUGGUAGCAAGAAUGAGGACGAUGAAGAUUCAAUUCAAGAACCCUCAAAGAAGAGGAAAAAGCUGGAUCCCUCUGAAACAGUGCAUCAGCUUUACGAACUCAUUCGUAACCACAAGAAAGAAGACGGAAGUCUGCUGUGUGAUGCGUUCAUCCGGGUGCCCAAACGACGACAGGAACCUGGAUAUUACGAGGUGGUUUCAAAUCCAAUCGACCUGUUAAAGAUCCAGCAAAAGUUGAAAACAGAUGAAUAUGAAGAUGUGGAAGAGCUUCAGAAUGAUGUAGAGCUGCUCAUCAACAAUGCCAAAGCAUUUUAUAAAAGGAAUUCUCAAGAACACAAAGAUGCUUGUGAGUUAUGGGAAUUUUUUUUGGCUACAAAGCAAAAACUGCUCGAAGACCCCAAGUCCCUUACAUCUGAUGAAACACCAGAAAAAGGGAAAAUCAUCUUAAAAGUAGGCAAACUAGCAGCUGAGGUCACUGUAAAGGAGGAGCCGGAUUACCAGCCGGUGGAGAAGAAGAGACGAGGCCCUGGCAGACCGCCCAAGGAGGAGAAGAAGGGGUGGGAGGAGGAGGCGAAGAGAGCAGCAGAGAGAGCUGCAGAGAGAGAGGCAGAAGAAGAUUCAUGGAGCCAGGAGGACGAGCUGGGGGCAUGUGAGGAUCUGUUCACCGCUGUGAUGACAGCUACAGACGACACAAACCGGCCGCUGCACCUGGUGUUCCAACUUCUGCCCUCCAAGAAGAGAUAUCCAAAAUACUAUGAAGUGAUAGAUAAUCCAAUAGACCUAAGAAUGAUUGCUCGUAAAAUUCAAGACUCUAAGUACACAAAUUUGAAUGAAAUGGAGAAAGAUCUACUUCAGAUGACCCGUAACGCAUGCACGUUCAACGAGCCUGGUUCCCAAAUAUACAAAGAUGCCAAGGCUUUAAGGAAAAUCAUUCAGAGCAAGAAGAUUGAAAUAGAACAUUCUAAGCUGUCCUCUGGAAAGACCAGUGAAAGAAUAAGUAAACGGAAAGACACUGUUUCCAGAGCCAAGCGACUGCGGGGAGGCCAAUCCCUGUCCGCAAUCACGGCUGCUUUGAAAGACGACGAUGAUGAUUCCGACGAGGAACUUGUUCAUGUUACUGAGGAAGACGCGGAAAAUCCUAAAUGGCAGUUGUACUUGGCAGUCAAAUCUGCAAGUAACGCUCAAGGUCAAGAGCUAAGUGAACCAUUUUGGAAACUACCCUCCAAGCGUUACUACCCUGACUACUACAAAGAAAUCAAGAACCCUCUUUCAUUAAUGCAAAUUGGAAAGAAAUUGAAGAGAGGAGACUACGGAACAGUGAGUGAAGUGGCCGGAGACAUGAACAUAAUGUUUGAGAACGCCAAGAAGUACAACCGGGCAGACUCGCGGCUCUACAAGGACGCUGUGAAACUGCAGAAGCUGAUGCAGGCCAAGGUGCAAGAACUGCUGGAACUGGACCAUCAGUACUCUGACAGUGAAGAUGACAGUGGAGGAGAUGAGCCUCCUCCCAAGACUGUGGUGACCAGCAGAGGCAGCACUCGUUGUCUGACUAGAGGCAAGUACCUGGACAACAUACCACUGAAGCGGAGACUCUACUCUCUAUGCAAGUGCCUUAUAGACUACACGUGUGAAGAUGGGCGACAACCAAUGCUGAUGUUUAUGGAGAAGCCCAGCAAGAAGCUGUACCCUGACUAUUACAAGGUCAUAGACCACCCCAUAGACAUGCUCACCAUAGAGUCCAACAUAAAGGCGGAGAAGUACCAGUGCGAGGAAGAGAUACUGAGUGACUUCAAGCUGAUGUUUGACAACUGCAAGCGCUACAAUGAGGAGGGCAGCAUGAUCUAUGAUGAUGCCAUCAAGCUGCAGAAGAUACUGAUGGGCAGAGUGAAGGAGCUGGGCCCUCUACCUGACACUCCUGGCAGCUCGGCCAAGAAGUCAGCACCUCGCACAUUAACACCAAAGCCAAGAAAGAUAACACCAAAUCCCGGCCACUAUGGGAAAGACUACGCCAAAAUGAGAACAUUCUUUAACACCAUUAAAGACUACAAGGAUCCCAAAAAUAAUCGUCAACUGAGUGUGAUUUUCAACAAGCUUCCUUCAAAGAUUGAGUAUCCAGACUACUACGAAGUGAUAAAAAAACCAACCAACAUGGAAUCGAUUGCCCAGAAACUCAAGGUCGGUUCCUAUGAAAACUUGGACGAUCUUGUGGCAGAUUUUGUUCUCAUGUUUGACAACGCCUGCAAGUACAAUGAGCCUGACUCGCAGAUAUACAAGGAUGCCCUGAUGCUACAGAGGGUAGCUCUGCAGACCAAACUGCAGCUCAAAGCCAAUGAAGACGCAGUCCCUGACGUAACUGCAGCUGUGCAGGAGUUGCUCACAUCUCUUUUUACUGCAGUUUAUAACCACCAAGACGAGGAGGGCCGCUGUUUCUCUGACUCUAUGCAAGAACUGCCUGAACAUGAUGAGGUUGACGGCAAGAAGUUGCGAGCUCUGUCUCUGGACCUCAUCAAGCGUCGUCUGGAUGGAGGACAAUAUCGCAGACUAGACCAGUUCCAGGAGGACUUAUUUUCUUGUAUGGAGCGAGCUCGCAAGCUGUCACGCACCGACUCUCAGGUCUUUGAAGAUUCUGUGGAGCUCCAGUCGUACUUUAUCAGGCAAAGGGAUGAGUUGUGUCUGAACGGUGAUCUGCUGCACUCCCCUGCACUGAACUACACAUUGUUGGACCUGAGUGCUGCCGUGGACCUGACCAGACAACAGAAGCUGCUGCAGGAACAACCUGAGGAGGAGGAACAGACUCGCUCCUCAGAAGACAACACCAGUCGGGACGGCAGUAGCCACGGAGGUUUGGCUGUAGGAGUGGCAGACAACGCUCUCAGCUUCAACCAACAGGUGUAUCGCAUAGGAGACUUUGUGUAUGCAGAACCAAAGGAGCGAGGCAUGGACCCGAUACUGCUCAACAUCCAGCGACUGUGGACCAACCAGGAGGGACAGCAGAUGUUGUAUGGCAACCAGUACUACAGGCCACGGGAGACCUACCACGUCACCACUAGGAAGUUCCUUGAGAAGGAGGUAUUCAAGACGGACCAACACGUGGCGAUCCCUCUCAACCAGGUGCUGGGCCGGUGUUGUGUGCUCAGUGUCAAGGACUACUUCCGCUCUCGUCCAGACAACUUUGAGGAGAAGGACGUCUACGUCUGUGAGUCCCGAUACUCGUCCAAAGCCAGAGCCUUCAAGAAAAUUAAGAACUGGCCACAGAGCUUGACAGCCGGCUACAAACUAUUGCCACGGGACGAGGUGUUGGAGCCGAAGCGAGUCAUGUCCGUGUUUAGAGAGAGGGUGGAGAAACACAAGGAGGAGAUUGCAGAGCUGGAGGAGAGGGAGAAACUGGUGGAGAAGGAGAAACCGAAUGUGGUUCUCCAAACUGACGAGGCUGUCACAUACUUUGAGCAGUUCAACACCAAUGGCUUUGUGCUGAAGACUGGAGAUUGUGUGUAUGUCAAGACGGAUACUGACGCCAGAGCUAUCUCUCAGAUUGACUCCAUCUGGACUAAUGCAGAGGGAGAAGCGUAUUUCCACGGGCCGUGGCUGGUGCUGCCAUCUGCCAUCCCUCACACUCCCGCUAGGACCUUCUACAAGCAGGAGGUGUUCCUCAGCACCCUGGAGGAUACUAACUCUGUCAACAACAUCGUGGGCAAGUGUGCAGUGCUGGAACAUGGCGAAUACAUCUCCUGCCGGCCCACAGAGAUCCCAGAGUCGGAUGUGUAUGUGUGUGAGUCACAAUACGACGAGGCUCGACGAUCCAUCAAGGAGCUGCCUCGUGAAGGUCUCAAGAAGUACACUCACUCUGCCGCAGUCACGCAGGACGAGAUCUACUUCUUCCGCAGACUCAUCAACCCUCAGAAGGUUGGGGCCAAAGAGGCUGAGCAAGAAUCAAAAUCCAAUCAGUACCUGCAAAACUUUGACCAGAAUUCGUGUUCAGCCUCCUCCCCCGCCACCAAUAUCAAGUUAGAGGACAUAAUGUGUGAGGACUCCAUGGAUGGGGGCCCCCCGUCAGUAGGCUCCUUUCAUACUGGCGAGAACUCUAAUGCUAGCACACCAGUCACUAGCAAGAAGAAGAGGGAUCAGAAAAAGCUGGUCACUGGGUAUAUUCUCUACUCGGGAGAUGUGAGAAAAGGCAUCGCUGCUGACAAUCCUGCCUGUUCCUUCGGAGAAGUCAGUCGUAUGGUGGGCAAUGAGUGGCGCAAUUUACCCACAAGUGAAAAGAUCGCUUGGGAAGAGAAAGCAGCGAGGGUGAAUGAGGAGACAGCAGCCAAGAUGGCCGCUGAGGAAGCUGCUCCUGCUUCCCCAGCCACUACCGUGGCCAACCAGAACCAACAUCCAGACCUGGUGUACGAGUGUUGCUGGGACAACUGUGAUUGGCAGUUUGAGGAUAUGCAGGAUUGUAUAGAACACGCUGUAGCCGAGGGUUGCGGCCAUGUACACAUGUACUUCGCAGCUGUUCCUCCUCAUGAACUGGAGUUCCAGUGCCAGUGGAGGGGCUGCACCAGGAUGAGGAAGGCCAUCGCACCGUUCCCCAGUCUGCACCGGCUGGCGCGACAUGUCAAGGAAGUGCACAUCAUGAAGAGUCAGGGCCGUGUGGUGCAUCCUGACCACCGCAGCAAGCAUUUCCUGGCCUCCACGCGGACCAAGCCCGUCGCCAAACCUCUGCCCAGCACGCCUCUGCCUGGCAUCGCCAUGCACGCCGCAUCAAUGGCGCCUGGAUUGUUCUACUCUCGUAAUACUCCUUCGCCCGCUUCACAGAAUGGAGGAGGUUCCAUCGGAGGUCGCAACAACGAGCCGUUGUUUGUCACAGUUCCUCCAAGACCUUCACGUCUGCUGCACUCUGAAGCUUACAUUAAGUAUAUAGAGGGACUCCACUCAGGAUCUCGCAGCAUCAGCAACUGGGAUAAGCAGUUGAAGGCGGCACAGGAAACCACUGACGCCCCGGAGUUGGCGCAACUACCGGCACACUGGCUCGGCAACGGUGUCGGUAACCAUGGCAACAUACUGACAGCACUGUGGACUCUGCGGGACUUUAUGUUCCGUGACGCACUCGGCAUCUCAAAACUAGUCUAAAUCACGACCGAUCUACCUCGUAACUCUGACGAGUUACAAGCCUGUGUAAAACUGUCAUCUUUUGUGGAUAGUGGAAAAUUCAGUCCAAAGUAUGGUUUGAUGUGCGUUUAGUGUUUUGCCCAGAGAGAAAGAAGUUUAGUAUAAUAAUAUCAAGCAAAAUUUUUAUUGUAAAACGUAUGUAGUAUUUUCUACCUACUUAAUACUGUAAAUCAAAAGACUUUUUAACGUAAGAGUUUUUGGUAAAAGAUUUAAUACUUUAAUUUAAUACUAUUACCAUUUGAUUAGUACUCUUCACAGAUUUAUUUAGAGAGUAUUUUGUUGUUUACUAUUUGUUUCUUUUUAUUUGACCUAGAAAACCACUAAAAUAAGACAAAUUACCAGCUUUAAAUAUACAAUAGGAUAAAAAAGAGUAUUUAUCAUAAUUGGAAUUGGACUAUAAUUAUUUAUGACCCUUACCUAAUGGUAUUAACCUUGAACUAUGGUCAGUACUUUUGUAAUACAGUAUAGCAGGUUAGAAUUUUGUGGGAGGAUAAAUAUUCACAUUGCUUAAAUGUGGGAAUUGUAGUUCAGCUGAUCUCUCAAUAGUUAUCAGCAAGGAAAUUGUUUUCUGUUAUUUUGAAUGUGCAAUAAUUUUCAAAAUGCAACAGAUGUAUUGCAACUACCAAAGAUUUGCACAUAAGCGUUUGCUGCAGGUAAGAAAAGUGUUUCUGUAAGAAGCAUAAAUUAAAGUUCCACAGUUAACUAUAUACAUAUGUGAAAACUCACUUAUCUGUUAUUGCUUGUUUUUGACUGGAGAUUUAUAAUAGUUAUCAAAAAUGAUCUUAUUUUGUUUUUAUCAUUAUAUAUAUACCCUAGCUAUUAUUGGUAGAUUGUAGCUUAUUUGUUUGUUCUCACCAAAACCUCAAUUUUAGUCUUACCUAGCACCAAUUCCUUAUACAUUUUUCCUAAUUUUUUUGGGUGUAAUUUAUACCAAUGUAAAACUUAUAAAUUAGCAAAUCCUUAGAUUUAAAAUCCAGAUUAUUUCAACUCUUUGUUCUACUAUUUUUUAAUGACAUAAUCAAAAGGAGGGAUUAAAAUAUGUAUUUGGUGGAAUAUGUGUUUUGAGUGUUAGAAUAGAUGUUUGGCCAUGAGUUAAUGUGAGCUAGUGUAUCUAUAUUGUAAAAUAGUAUGUUUAGGAAUUACUUCCAUACUAGUAUGACAAUUAGAAAAUAUUUCUUUUCCUUAGGCAAAAUAUUCAAAUCUGCAAAAGAAUCUCUUGAGUUUAUUUAAUAAAAUUCCAGCUAAGAAAUAUUUUGAUAGACGAAUAUUACUUUAAGGUGCAAUUAAAAAUGUCAAAAAUGUAUUGGCUUUUCACAUUUUCUGACACUGUCAAAAAUGUAUUGGCUUUUCACAUUUUCUGACACUAUUAAUCCUGUAUAGUUGACAAAUUUAGUCUAUAUAUUUAUAUUGUUUUUAAUGACUACAGCAAAGAUUCUAUAUUUUUGUCAUACUAAUAGCAGUUGAACUAAAUUUGUUAUUGAAUUAAAAUUGUUUGAAUUAUUGUAAUACAAAGAAUUUGUGUGUUUACUUGUACAGUAAUGUUUUCUUAUGUUGUCAUACAUUUUUAUACCUUUGAGUUUUGUGUCCAAAACGUGUUGUGAGUCAAAAUAAAUAAAUAAGUACACAUUUUA
Molecule: messenger RNA, 7011 nt
Organism: Macrosteles quadrilineatus (aster leafhopper)
Lineage: Eukaryota; Metazoa; Arthropoda; Insecta; Hemiptera; Cicadellidae
Product: protein polybromo-1-like
Exons: 38
Coding region: 125-5341 (1738 amino acids)
Biological process (GO): chromatin remodeling
Cellular component (GO): RSC-type complex
Molecular function (GO): chromatin binding; protein binding
Source: RefSeq, a predicted model, not a curated record